AUGUCCGGUAUGCUGACGCCUCACACUUCCCGUACCGGGCGCGGUAAUGUACGUAUCCCGGAGGCCGACACGCCCCAGAACGACCGCACGCACGGAAGCCCGCACGAUGAAACUUUCACUACGCGAAAACUAACUCUAACGGAAACGCCGAUAUCUCACACACAGAUCGGUAGACGCGAUACUCAUAAACGUUACAAAAACAUCAUUAUCACUGGCGACUUGAACUGUAAUCUUCUUGCUUCCGCAUAUGAAUCAAAUCACUUAAGGGACACAGUAUCACAAUUGUCGCUGAAUAUUGUUGAGUCGCAAUCGACUUACCAUACCAGUUCUUCUAGCUCAUGGUUAGAUGUUUUUGUAGUCGACAACUUUGACAAGGUUUCAUCAUUUCGCAAGUCCGACGCUCCCUUCAUCAAUGGUCAUGAUCUUAUCGAAUUAACUUACUCAUUCAUUGUUCCGUCCUACGCAAAACGUACUUUGAUUCGACGUUCCUACAGGGAAUUCGAUAAGCAGGGGUUUAUUGAAAGUCUCACCUCUAAACUGUCUUCAUCCUUUCCGCAAGAUUUUGGCCACACGAGUCCUGAUGAGUUGGAUAUCGAGGAUUUCCUAAGUACUAUUACUAAUGACAUCACCACCAGCUUGGAUUCAUUUGCUCCUAUCCAUACCUUUUGCGUAACCCGUCCGCCAGCGCCUUGGCUCACCGGCGAUCUUGUUCGUGAAAUUCGGCAUCGCAACCGGCUCUACAAAGCCGCGCGUAGAUCAGGUAAUGUCCUCAAUUUCCACAUUUACAGGCUCUUCAGGAAUAAUCUCACGGUGGAGUUGAGAAAGGCCAGAGAGCAAUAUCAUUUGGGGAAGUUGAGCACUAUUUCUGAUCCGUCUAAGAUAUGGCGUGAACUCACCAAUCUGGGUCUAAUCGAGUCGCCUCUUCCUUCACCUCUUAAUUUUUUCUCUCGUGAUCUUUUGAAUGCCCACUACGCCUUUAUCUCAAACUGUUACCCUCCUUGUUCACAAUCUCAGUUUUCCGAUAUCAUUCUUUCCACUGUACCUGAAGAACCACAUUUCUGUUUCUCUCAUAUAUCGCACGACAAUCUAUGCUCUCUAAUGGUUUCAACAUCGUCUGCUUCUUUUGCCUCUGGCCAUGAUCAACUACCACUGUUCGCUAUUGCUUUGGCUUUGCCCCACAUUGGUAAUCUCUUGACCUCAUUUUUCAAUUGCUGUCUUGAUCUAGGUUACUUUCCGUCUUCUUGGAAGCAAGCCAUAGUGCGCCCGCUGUCUAAAGUCAAGUCGCCUACCUCUCCUUCGGAUACGCGACCUAUAGCCAACUUGUGUGAAUUUUCUAAGUUGUUUGAAAGGAUCAUGCACCGACAAAUCUUGGACCAUAUCAAUUCCCAUAAUAUUCUAGAUGAUCGUCAAUCUGGUUAUCGCAAGGGUUACUCUACCCAGUCUGCCCUUCUAAGACUAUCUCAUGACAUUAGGAGUGGUGUUGAUGUGGGUGAGGUUUUGAUUCUGGUCCUUUUCGACUUCAGCAAAGCUUUUGACACUGUAUCCCACUUUCUGCUACUAACCAAACUCAGGAAAUUGGGGUUCUCUGACUUAGCUCUCAAGCUAAUUUUCUCGUACCUCUCAGGUCGCUCUCAAGCGGUUGUUGACCUUGAGGGUGUUUUCUCCGACUGGCUAUCCGUCACUGCUGGUGUUCCGCAAGGAUCCGUACUUGGACCGCUCCUCUUUUCUCUGUUUAUCAAUGAUAUAGGUGCCUUUCUAAGGUUUACUGAGCAUUUGAUUUUUGCUGAUGACACCCAAAUUUAUCGCAAGUGCCUCUUUAGCCAGCUGAGUAUUGCCUUGCAGCUCGUGGCACAUGACGUAGGUGUUAUCUCUGAGUAUGCCACUGUGAACGGAUUGUCUCUCAAUUUCAAGAAAUCCAAGGUCUUAAUACUAGGCAGCAGGGGCUACGUGGAGCAAUUGAAUCUCAAAGACCUGCCCCUUAUUUCAGUCAAUGGCACCUCCAUUCCGUACGUUGACGAGGCAAGAAACUUGGGAGUCAUCAUGAGCUCAGAUCUUUCUUGGAAAAGCCACGUCUCCCAUAUUUCUAGGAGGGUACACUUCACAUUGCACAAGCUGAAAUUUCAUAAGAACUCUUUGUCAUUUCAGCUGCGCGUAAAACUCGUGUCUGCAUUGGUACGGCCUCUAUUGGACUAUUGCUCUCUUGUCUACAACGAUGUCACCGAUGAGCUUAAUACUAAACUGCAAAGACUUAUAAAUUGUGCAAUACGGUUCAUUUUUAAUUUGAGACGCGAUGAACAUAUCACGCCUUAUCGACAUCAAUUGGGGUGGCUGUCUGUGAGAAACAGACGCUUGUACUUCCUUGGUGUUGAAAUGUAUAGAAUAUCGAGGGAUUUGUCUCCAAGCUAUAUCUUGGAUAUUUUUGCAAAAGCUGAUCCCUCGAUUAAGCGUUCGUCACGACCUCGCACUUCUGCAGCUUCAAUGGUUUGUGAUAUAGAGCCUUCUGCAGAAAGUCAGACACUUCCAAAUGUUCAAAACUCCGUUGCAGGAGAAAAUGUACACCAAGACCUUGAUGCACUCCUUGAACCUGGCACUUCUGCAGCUUCAACGGUUUGUGAUAGAGAGAUUGUGAUAAAAAUUUACUCCAAGAAUUUGAUGCAAUCUAUGGACCUAGCACUUCUGCAGAAAGUCAGACACUUCCAAAUGUUCAAAACCCCGCUUCAGCUUCAACGGGAAAUGUUGAUGAUGUAA
This is a messenger RNA of Temnothorax curvispinosus, 2748 nucleotides long. RefSeq lists its product as uncharacterized. NCBI's taxonomy places the organism in Eukaryota, Metazoa, Arthropoda, Insecta, Hymenoptera, Formicidae. The transcript has 5 exons. The record is from RefSeq and is a predicted model, not a curated record. Bases 1 to 2748 code for a protein of 915 amino acids.